This is a messenger RNA of Esox lucius (northern pike), 3598 nucleotides long. It is a transcript of the gene fxr1, whose product is annotated as fragile X mental retardation, autosomal homolog 1. Gene Ontology annotation, cellular component: growth cone; neuronal ribonucleoprotein granule; axon. Gene Ontology annotation, molecular function: translation regulator activity; mRNA 3'-UTR binding; protein homodimerization activity. Gene Ontology annotation, biological process: regulation of dendritic spine development; positive regulation of protein phosphorylation; regulation of modification of synaptic structure. The record is from RefSeq and is a predicted model, not a curated record. The coding region runs from base 225 to 2255 and encodes 676 amino acids. The transcript is spliced from 17 exons. NCBI's taxonomy places the organism in Eukaryota, Metazoa, Chordata, Actinopteri, Esociformes, Esocidae.
UUUAGAAGAAGUAUUACAAUUUAGAACACCUCUACAGUGUGACCUAAUGUAACUUAAUGACUCAGACUCUACAACAGAAGUACAUAUGACAACUAGUAAAUAGGAAGUUCCGAUGAGCACGUUAACGCAGCUUAUCUACACACAUUGAACUUGGCCUGCAAAUUGUAGCCAGCUAGCGACACUUUAGCUAGCGACACUUCUAGAACUCCUCCCCGGCAUGCUGCAUGUCCAACAUGGAGGAACUGACGGUGGAGGUCCGUGGCUCCAACGGAGCUUAUUAUAAGGGAUUUGUCAAAGAUGUCCAUGAAGAUUCACUCACUAUUGCCUUUGAGAACAAUUGGCAACCUGAGAGACAAGUUCCUUUCAGUGAUGUUCGGAUGCCACCUCCAGCCAGCACUAAAAAGGACAUUGGGGAAGGAGAAGACGUGGAGAUAUUCUCCCGGGCCAAUGAGCAAGAACCAGGUGGCUGGUGGCUUGCGAAAGUUCGUAUGAUGAAGGGAGAUUUCUAUGUGAUCGAGUAUGCUGCCUGUGAUGCCACAUACAAUGAAAUAGUCACAUUUGAACGUCUCCGGCCUGUGAAUGUCAACAAGGCAGUGUCAAAAAGCUCCUUCUACAAGUGCACAGUCCCGGUUCCUGACGAUCUGAAAUCAGUGUGUGAUAGUGAACAAGCACAUAAAGAUUUUAAAAAGGCAGUGGGAGCUUGUCGUAUAGUCUACUGCCCAGAAACCAGUAACUUGGUUGUACUGUCAGUAAAUGAAGCCACAAUUAAGAGAGUGUCUUUGCUCAGUGACAUGCACCUGAGGAGCAUUCGUACUAAGCUCAUGCUCAUGUCCCGAAAUGAAGAGGCCACAAAACAUCUUGAGAGCACAAAGCAACUGGCUUCUGCUUUCCAAGAAGAGUUUACAGUCAGGGUGGACCUCAUGGGCCUUGCCAUUGGAAGCCAUGGCAGCAACAUUCAACAAGCCCGAAAAGUGCCUGGCAUCACUGCCAUUGAGCUGGAUGAGGGUAGUGGGACAUUCAGAAUUUACGGAGAGACAGAGGAGGCGGUGAAGAAGGCCAGGAAUUAUCUGGAGUUUAUCGAAGAUUCUGUUCAGAUUCCAAGACACUUGGUUGGCAAGGUGAUUGGUAAAAAUGGAAAAGUAAUUCAGGAGAUUGUUGACAAAUCGGGUGUGGUGAGAGUGAGGAUUGAGGGGGACAAAGAUAGCACCCAGCCACGUCAAGAAACACAGGGAAUGGUUCCGUUCACCUUUGUCGGCACUAAAGAGAAUAUUGGGAAUGUCCAGGUGCUUUUGGAAUACCACAUCGCCUACCUCAAUGAGGUGGAGCUGCUGCGUAUGGAGAGACUGCAGAUCGACGAGCAGUUGAGGCAGAUCGGGAUGGGACACCGGCCAUCCUCUGGUCGCCCGGGAGAUAAGGACAAAGGCUAUGCCGUAGAUGAUGGAGUGGCUGGUCCCUCUGUACACACCAGCCGAUCCUACACCGGAAGAGGGCGUGGACGAAGGGGCCCAAACUACACCUCUGGCUAUGGCACAAACUCAGAGCAAUCCAAUGCCUCUGAAACUGACUCUGAGCGGAAGGAUGAGCUGAGUGACUGGUCCCUGGCAGGAGAGGAACUAGAGAGGGAGACCUGGCCACAGAAAGAAAGCAGAAGAAGAGCUGUUUCAGGGAGGGGAAGAGGAGGGUCCCGUGGCAGGGGCCGUGGAGCUGGGAGAGGAGCUCCUUACACCGCUCUGAAGGAUCCUGAUAGCAAUCCUUACAGUGUGCUUGACAACACCGAGACGGACCAGACAGCUGACACUGACGCAAGUGACACUAACAUAAACACCAACCGCCGCCGCCGCUCCCGUCGGCGCCGGACCGAUGAGGACACCACAGUCAUUGAUGGCAUGAGUGAAUCAGACAAUGCAUCCCUAAGUGAGAAUGGUCUUGAUGAGUCAAAAGCUAAACCUCAGCGGCGUAACCGUAGCAGCAGACCCCGUAUCCGGCUACCAGAAGAAAGGCAACCAGUUACAGUGGCAGAUUACAUAUCCCGGGCUGAAUCACAAAGCAGACAGACGAGCCAAAAUGAAGUGAAAAAGAACAAAAAAGAAGUGCAGGAACAGGUUGAGAGUAUUGCAGAGGACAGCCUGUCUGCAGCAUCAAAGACGAGCAACGGAAGAGGUGACGAACCAAGUAUGACCUCCACAGAAGAGGCUGCCAACGUAUGUUACCAAGGGACCGGUGACCAGCAGGCUGUCCUGAAUGGUGUCUCCUAAUCUCCAGAUCCACUGAAAACCCAUUCGUUGUUCCUACGUUUUUACAAUAGUUACUGUACAAGCUUGCCAAAGAUAGACAUAUGGACUUCCAGAUACUCUACUGCACUUUUCAGUUUCCUUACUAGGGAACACGGAGGUGGUGAUUUAGCACUGAAUCAAGACAUAAGUGUUUCAAGUACAUGAUCAGAUGUUGUGCCUUGAGUAGAUUUAACACAGUUGCCCGGCUGUAGGUAAAGGUUUGUCAAUGUUGGCAAAGGGUUGGAAGAAUCCAGUUAUAUGAAUAUUUGUUGAAGAGCUAGCUGCUUUUGUUACGUUUUAAUAUGCAACCACUUCUUCGUUAUGAGGAAAGGUAGUAAAUGCAGUGUGAAUAAGAAAAAAAAAAAAACAUUUGCACUGAAUUGUAAUUUUUUCCAUAAGAACAACGUUAGUCUGGAAAGUGAUCUGUUAAUGUUUUUGUGAAAAAGGUUUUUGUAUGCUGAAUGACACUCCACACAGUAUAUCCCUGAUCUUUUUGAAGAUUGUACAGUAUACAUACUCAAUCUUAAGUCUAGUUUUAUAGCAUUUGGCCACCAUCUUAGUUGCUAUGGCUUGAUGCUGUAGCUUUUUGUACGCUGGCGUUGGACAGUAUAUGUAGGCUGGUCUAACAAAGUUGAGCAGUGCCCAAGAAAGUAUUAAAUCCAAUAGUUUUCUACAGCCCCCUCCUUCCUGAAAUCAAAAUCAAACAUAGAUGUCAAUGUAUGCGAGUACGCCGUCAUACCUCCUGCUGGUUGCGAGGCUGAUUAGCUAGACAAGUGUGAAACAGGUGUGCGUGAUAGACAAUGUUUGAUCUUGAUUUGGAGGUGGCGGCAUCAAAAGUCAGAUGUUACACUGCUUGAUUUGCUUUCCAUCAGAAUUGUCAACAGUGUCCAAUGCCAGGACAAAUGGUUCUGAGAGCAACAGGUUGUGGCAUAACUAGGAAUGGUGACUAAAUACUGUCUAACAAUUCCGAAACAUUACAAUCGGUCUAAAAACUGGGCUGCACAGUAAUAUUUGUUUGCUGGGAUUCUGUUUCUCAUGCACCUUGCAGAGCCUAUUAUGACUGUGUCAGUAACUUGUCAUUAAGGCGCAUUAUUGGGUUUAUUUAUUUUCAAAAUGUACAGUAUUUAAAAAGCUGUUAUUCUUAACACUAAACUGGCUGAAUGACCGUAUUUGCAGGUGACAAUUUGGACUACUGAGAGAUCAAUUUCCAGAUUUUUUUUUCAGUAAAUUGUUUUUUUAAUGACCAUUCUUGUUGUUUGACAUGCAAUAUGUUUUGUAUGCCGGUAGUUCUUAAAUAAAAGUUGAUCUUCCAUCCAGAUCCAAAA